CCCACAAAAUGAACCACCUUUACUUUAUAUUUGUUCCCAAUUGGCUUUCGAAAGGUAAAGUUCGGAACUUUAGUAAUCCCACACUUCUUUGUGUUAGGACAAAAACCUUAUAAAACCAUAGUUUUGGUCCGAAAUUCUUUUUUCAGCUAUGGCAGAGCUAGAGAACCCAAAUGUGAUGCCAAAUCUCAUAACCUUUCUGUCUUCUCUUCUUCAAAAAGUGGCUGAAUCCAAUGAUGUAAACUGUGUGGUUGAGGCCCAGAAAAUUUCAGUGUUCCAUGGCCUAAGUCGGCCAACCAUCUCGAUUCAAAACUACCUCGACAGAAUUUACAAGUAUGCAAACUGCAGCCCCUCCUGUUUCAUUGUUGCAUAUGUUUAUCUCGAUCGGUUUUCUCAAAGACAACCAUCUUUUCCGAUCAAUUCCUUCAACGUUCAUCGGUUGCUUAUUACGAGUGUGAUGGUCGCUGCAAAGUUCAUGGACGACAUGUACUACAACAAUGCUUACUAUGCAAAAGUAGGAGGGAUCAACACAAUGGAAAUGAACUUCUUGGAAGUAGAUUUUCUAUUUGGAUUGGGUUUCAAGUUACAUGUAACCCCAAAUACCUUUCAUACUUACUACUCCUACCUGCAAAGAGAGAUGAUGCUGCAACAUCCUCAAAGUGUUGCAGAAUCCACUUUAAGCCUUGGAAGGUCACUGAAAGUACAGUUAUGUCUGAAUGAAGAAGAUUCCUCCCAUCAAAAGCAACAAUUAGCUGCUUAAGGUGUCUGAUUUAAUGUGUUAGUUCUGAAUUGUAGGUAGAUACAAAGAUAAUGAUAGUGACUUCACUUGUGUAGCCAUUCUGUGCUGGUAGAAUGAACCCAGCACAUUCUCUCUCUUUUCUCUCUUUUGGGUUGUUGUGGCUAAUUUGCUUUUAGUUUGGGGUUUAGGAUCAACGAUUGUUUAUGUAUUAUGUACAGAUGGGAGUUUCUUCUUUACAGUCUGGCUACCAAUGUCUCCCGUUUCUUUAGGUUCAUGAUUGUGGCUUUUAGUGCUGAGGAAUAUUCUGAUUCCAA
Molecule: messenger RNA, 1050 nt
Organism: Hibiscus syriacus
Lineage: Eukaryota; Viridiplantae; Streptophyta; Magnoliopsida; Malvales; Malvaceae
Product: cyclin-U4-1-like
Exons: 2
Coding region: 149-757 (202 amino acids)
Biological process (GO): regulation of cyclin-dependent protein serine/threonine kinase activity
Molecular function (GO): protein kinase binding
Source: RefSeq, a predicted model, not a curated record